AUGGCGCCACCUCCAAAGAAGCUAAAGGCCACCCACCCCGAUGCACAAUCUUCUACCGGCGCCGUCGACAACGGCGACCAAAAACCUGCACCAGACGCCGACAUCUCCGGCCAGCGAACCGUCUUCGUUCGCUCCCUCAACUACUCUACAACUACAGAUUCCCUUUCCGCCCAUUUCUCCUUCAUCGCUCCUUUAAAACAUGCUACCGUAGUUAUAGAUCCAGCUACAAAAGCCUCCCGGGGUUUCGGUUUCGUCACAUUCACCGAUCCAGCUGAUGCUGUCAAAGCCGUCCAAGAGUUCAACGGCAAGGUCUUCGAAGGUAGACAUAUAAAAGUCGAGAUCGCCCAGGCUAGACAUAGAGAUGGUGAUAAACCUGCUAUUACCUCUACCACUGCUGUUCCUGUGGGCAAACCAGCAAAGGAUGUUGACAUCAAAAAGCGGAAUCCGCGAUUGAUUGUUAGAAAUUUACCUUGGUCUGUGAAAAAACCGGAGCAAUUAACACCUUAUUUUACGAAAUUCGGAAAGGUCAAGGAGGUUAUUAUUCCUCGAAAGGAUGGCUCAAAGUUUGGUCCAAUGGCUGGGUUUGCUUUUGUUACUCUCAGAAAGGAAGAAAGUGCACGGAAGGCUAUCGAAGCUAUAAACGGCACUGAAAUCGAGGGGAGGACAGUCGCUGUUGAUUGGGCUGUUGAAAAGAAUGAGUGGAAGCAAAAGACCACCGAAGAAGAGGAAGACGAUGAUGAAAGUGAUGAAGAGGCGGGUGGGAAGGGAGAAAAGGAAGAAGAGGAUCCCAUGGACAUUGAUGAAGAACUCAACCAAGCCGCCAUCGAGUCCGACUCUGAUUCUGGCUCAGACGACGACAUGAAGGACAUAGAAGACCAAGAAGACGACGAAGACGAAGAAGAAGACGAUGUACCCCAAUCCACCAACGACACCGUCGUCUUCAUCCGUAACAUCCCAUUCACAACCGAUGACGACGGCCUCUUCGAACACUUCAAAGAAAAUUUCGGUCCUAUCCGUUACGCCCGUGUAGUCCUAGAACAUGACACAGGUCGCCCUCGCGGAACAGCCUUCGUUUCAUUUUACAACGAAUCUGACUUCGAAGAAUGCGUCGCCAACGCUCCCAAAAAUACUGUUCAAAAUAUCCCAUCCUCUGGGAAAGGUGGUGCUAAAGCUUCAGUCUUACAAUCUGAAUCACUCGACCCCACAGGAAAAUAUACCCUUGAUGGACGAGUUCUUUCGGUUUCAAAGGCUGUUUCUAAGGAAGAAGCCGGAAGGUUGACCACCAUUGGAACUGAGAAGCGAGAAAAAGUCAAAGCUGAACGAAGAAGAUUGUAUCUUCUAAACGAGGGACAGAUAUCACAGAACAACCCGCUGUAUGCCAAACUGUCCCAAGCAGAUAUCAAAAUGCGAGAAGAGAGUUAUAAACAACGAAAGGGAUUUUUGGAGAAGAACACUACUUUACACUUGAGCCUGGUUAGAUUGAGUGUCAGAAAUAUCCCUAGGAAUAUUGAUGAAAAGGACCUCAAAAUGAUGGCUAGAAAGGCCCUCGUGGAGUUUGCCAAAGAAGCCAAAGAAGGAAAGCGAGAAGGUAUCAGCAAAGAGGAGGCUAGGCGUGGGGGCCAAGAGGCAAAGGAAGAGGAGGCUCAAAGGAGAGCUAAGGGUAAAGGUGUGGUCAAGCAGGCUAAGAUCGUGAGGGAAAAGAGUGGCGCUGGGAGAAGUAUGGGUUAUGGUUUCAUCGAGUACAUUGGUCACAGGUGGGCCUUGAUGGGUCUGCGGUGGUUGAACGGACGAGAGGUCGCACAUUUGACAGUAGAAGAGAAGGAGAAGAAGGGAGGAGACGAGGUCUUGGAGGUUAGCAAGGAAGACAAGAAGAGGCGAUUGAUCGUUGAGUUUGCUCUGGAGAAUGUACAGGUGGUGCAAAGAAGAAAAGACAAAGAAAAAGCAGCGAAAGGAAGGCUCCCCAGGACGAAGGAAGAAAGAGAAGCUCUGGAUAACGACAAAAAGUUCAAGGGCAAGGGUGAUAGGAAGAGGAAGUGGUCAAAGGGUGGCGAAGAAGAACAAGAAAAAGGGGAGAAGGGGAAAGAUGCUGAGGAGAAGCAGAAGGGUAAGGGGAACCCGGAGAAAUGGGACAAGGAGAAGAGAGCAGCCCAGAUCAUCGCGAGGAAAAGGCAGAAGAGGCGUAUGAGGGGUGGUGCUUAG
Messenger RNA from Orbilia oligospora ATCC 24927, 2199 nucleotides. RefSeq lists its product as uncharacterized. The coding region runs from base 1 to 2199 and encodes 732 amino acids. The transcript has a single exon. Gene Ontology annotation, molecular function: RNA binding. The record is from RefSeq and is a predicted model, not a curated record. Lineage: Eukaryota; Fungi; Ascomycota; Orbiliomycetes; Orbiliales; Orbiliaceae.